UACAAGCAACCGACCGCGCGCUGGCUUGGCUAGCAAGCGAGGAAGAAGCUAGACAGAAAUGGCGGUGACGGCAAGGCGAGCAGCAUGAAGUGCUGAUGCAUUACAUGGAUCAAAACUAACGACUGCCAGGACAACGUUGGGAAAAUGACAAUGACGUCGAAGUAGGACACCUUUUGUAACUGUCAUCACAAACCAACAACACCUUCCCGGGAGAGUUUUCAUCUUGUCAGCGGAGAAGAGAAAAUCUCACCGGGAGCAUGGCUUCUUACAGCAACCAGUACAUCUUCGGGGAGUUCAGCCCUGAUGAAAUCAAUCAGUUUUUCGUGACUCCACGAUGCUAUGUUGAGCUUCCUCCGUUCAAUGACAAAGUCCCAUGUGUCAGUCAGUCUUCUGGAAGUUACUGCACUCCUGCUGUACCUUAUAUUAUGGAGUCUAUGGGACUGCAGGUUUGCGCAGAAGACUAUCAGCACAUCGAGUUUGGCGUUGACGAGGUGAUGGAUUCCAAGCCUGUCGGUGUGAACGAUCCUUUAUACAAGGUGUCAAGCACCCUCAACCCCCAGGCGCCGGAGUUCAUCUUGGGCUGUCAGUCAGGCCAGAAGGCUCAGCAGACGACUCCUUCAGCAGCUGACGACCCUGACGGAGCUCACUUCAACUCACUGGACGGGCCUGACUCAGAGGCCUCGGCCCUGGACAAUCACCAGGCAUGCCAGGACAUGGACGGACUCCCUGGCAGUCUGGGGCAGCGAGAGAGGAAGAAAAAGAAAAAGCGACCGCCAGGGUAUUACAACUACCUGGAUCCCUCAGGCAGCAGCAACAACAACAACAGCAGCAGUGCGGCAGAUGGGACGCCUGUCGCAGCGCUGGUGAACGGACAUGCACUCAGUGGCCCACACCACAGUCCUGAAGAUGUGGACAGUAAGGCUUUGUCAGGGGCAGAACUUUCCACCCCUGGACCUGUUUCCAUGGCAACAUCAACAGCUGCUGUGGCAGCAGCCAAGUUUGCCCCUACAGCCACUGCCAAUCAGAGGACUUGUGAUAGCCCUGAUGACUCUUCUUUGGACUUAACAGGUGGAGCUCCUUCUUUAUCAGACGGCAACAAUGCAACUUCCUCCUCGUCAUCAUCCUCUCAAAGCAGAGGGAUGACAGAGGGACCAAGGACUGCAGAUCAGCAGCCAGAUCUUUUGGCCCCACAGAGCUCUGAUCUUUCAGAUACUUCACAAAGCCCCCGCUCCAAAUCACCUCUUCCACCUUCAGCUGCUGUGGCAGCCCCCUCUGUUGCCACAUCCAUUAUGACUACUGAGCUGGAAGGAAGGGAGCUAGCAGACAGUGCAGUAGCUAACGGGCUGUCGGAGCCCAAUACUCCUGUCAGUGCAGACGGACACAAAGAAGACUGUGAGAGUGGGGAGCAGGCUCAGCAGGUCUCCCCAGACUCUUCUGCUCAGUCAGCAGGGACUGAGCAGGCCCAUACGCCUGCAACUCAAGCUGCACCCACUGCCAACCUCCCCAAAUCUUGGGCAAGCCUCUUUCACAACUCCAAACCUCUGCCUGGAGGCCCUCAGGCCUUUGUGGAGGUAAAAAAUGUUGUGGAAGUGGUGUCACCCACCCCCGCUACACCAGAGCAGCCUGAGAAAGUUGGAGAGGUUAAAGAUAGCCCUGUCCAUGUAUCAGAGGAUCCUAUGGCCCCUAAACUUGCAGAACUUAUUGAGAAUGUGAAGUUGAUACAUAAACCAGUGUCUUUGCAGCCGAGAGGACUGAUCAACAAGGGAAACUGGUGCUAUAUCAACGCUACCCUACAGGCCCUGAUCGCGUGUCCUCCCAUGUAUCACCUGAUGAAGUCCAUUCCUCUGCACAGUGAAACGCAGAGACCAUGUACCUCCACACCCAUGAUAGACAACUUUGUACGGCUGGUGAAUGAGUUCAACAACAUGCCUGUGCCAUCUAAAGCCAAACAGCAAGCUGUUGGUGAUAAAGUCAUGAAAGACAUUCGGCCUGGAGUACCUUUUGAACCGACCUACAUUUACAGACUCCUCACUCUAAUCAAGUCAAGCCUCUCUGAGAAGGGUCGACAAGAGGAUGCGGAGGAGUAUCUCGGCUUCACUCUCAAUGGAUUGCACGAGGAGAUGCUGGCAUUGAAAAAACUUAUCUCGCCUCAGGAAGAGAAAGCUCCCACACCAAAUGGGCCAGAGUCCCAGCCAGGUGUGGAGGAAGAUGAUGCUGAUAAGGAGGAAGAGGGCAGCGAGGACGAGUGGGAGCAAGUUGGCCCCAGAAACAAGACUUCCAUCACUCGCCAAGCUGACUUUGUCCGCACACCCAUCACUGAUAUAUUCGGUGGGCACAUCAGAUCGGUGGUGUAUCAACAGAACUCUAAAGAAUCAGCCACCCUUCAGCCUUUCUUCACCCUGCAGCUGGACAUCCAGUCAGAGAAAAUCCGAACUGUCCAGGAGGCUCUAGAAACCUUAGUGGCACGAGAGUCGGUCCAAGGCUACACUUCUAAAACCAAGCAGGAGAUUGAGAUCAGCCGAAGGGUCACUCUGGAAGAGCUUCCUCCUGUGCUGGUGCUCCAUCUCAAGAGAUUUGUUUUUGAGAAGACCGGAGGCUGCCAGAAACUGACCAAGAACAUUGAUUACCCUGUUGACUUGGAAAUCAGCAAAGAUCUUUUGUCCUCUGGAGUGCGGAGCAAAGUUGUGAAAGGCCAAAGAACUUACAGGCUCUUUGCAGUUGUCUAUCACCAUGGGAACAGCGCGACAGGCGGUCAUUACACCACGGAUGUCUUCCACAUCGGUCUUAACGGCUGGCUGCGCAUUGACGACCAAAUAGUGAAGGUCAUCAACCAGUACCAUGUGGUGAAGCAGACUGCAGAGCGCACCGCCUACCUGCUGUACUACCGCCGCGUCGACCUGCUGUAGACACACAAACGCACACACGCAUCUCAACACACAUGCAAGAAAAUAUUCACAAAGGCACACCAAACAUACAUGCUCCAAAUGCACUUGUUGACAGAACAGAACAUCAACACACAACACAGACACACACCAGACUAAUGAACAGGAACACUGCCCAACUUUUUCUCUUGCAAGAUUCCCCUCUACUUCCCUCCUGACCCUGCUUUCCUGAGAACCAGCUUUUCCAACACCUUUUUCCUUGUAUCUUUUUUUCUUUUUGGAAGAAGAGAAACAAGCUGCACUCACAAAGAUUUCCCUGUGACUGCACUUUCUUCUCUGUGCACCACUGCUGUUUUUUUUUUUUCUUUUUUGUCCUUUUUUGUUUAACUUUUAAAGCAACAAGGAAGGACCGUUGAAUAGACAGAGUUAGGGUUGGGGUUACAAGUUUGGACCUAAGACUCACCUCUGGUUGAGCCCACAGCUCGGCUCAGAUAGCAAACAGUGGACUUGCAAACAGGAAGAACUAUCCGCCGCAGGCUGCAAGUGGAGCGCUGGUGUAAUUUUGUUUGAAUUACCUUUUCAAGGAAAUGACCCUGAGAUAUCAGUGUUUGCCUUUUAGCAAAGGAGGACUGUUGGCCUGAUGAAUUUGCAGCAGUUAAAAAAGCCUGUUUGAAUUUGCCCAUUGAGAAGGCCCAGCACCAGCAUUACCAUGAGUGUCUCUUCCUCAAGGCCAGAUCGUCGUCUUCUCUGCCACCAACUCCUCCAUUUCCUCACUUUUACAAUGCUUUUAAAUCUAGGUACAACUUGAGCCAUCAAAAACAGGAAAAAAGGGUCUGUGGUACAUUGAAUGGGAACUGAACCGCUUCCUUGUUUGAGAGAUUCUCAUUAUGAUAUCUGGGUUUAGAUUUAGAAAGACUAUCUUUAAAAAAAUAUUAAUGCGCUUUAGAAUUUAAUAACAAAUAAGCUUCUGUGCACAAAGUAUAAACUGAUUGAUGAUUACAAUAUGACAGGCAAAUGCAUAUUUUGCAGAUAUUUAGAUUAAAAUGUAAAAAAAGACUAAAAAUAUAAAAUCUAGCUGACUGAAAACUUGUUUGGGUCCCGAAGGGCUGCGCUAGUUUUUCAACUCAGUUCUUGCACUGGAGAGAUGGCUACCAAUCAAGACAGAUAUUCCACUGCAAAACCUGCCCUUUGUUUACUUUGUACAUUUCCUUCUCUAUCCAUUCGUUUUCUUUUGUCUUUGUCUGAAGGUUCCACUUGUGUAAAGGUGGCUGUCAGUGUAGUUCUGAGCCACUCCGCCCCUCUUACCCCCCUGAUCAGCAGAAAGCGGGGGCUGCCUUAGGUUCAACGUGUGAUGUUUUUCCACUCAGUGUACAAGGUCUAACCCUAAUCAGGCGCCAACAGCAAGUCUAAUGUCUGUGAGGAGUUAGGAGAAUGUACCUGACACCAUUGUUUUUACUCUUUUGUGGCUCUGCUUUUCCUCCCAGUCGAGGGAAACUGAGCAGUGAAGGCAGUGGCACUACAUCUGUGCUCCGCUCUGCAUUAAAUACACCCCUGGACAUAUGCACAAAAGGAGAUAGUGUUUGCUUUUGUUGAAGAUAUUGAUUUUGGAUCAUUCAUUGAUUGUGAUGAUUUUUGUUUGAGUUACUAAACAAUGUUAGAUUUUUUUCUUUGUUAUUGAUCAUGUACUGGAUGUCCCCAUGUUCGCGCUCUCUACAGAAAAAUGCUUGCAUUUGAAUUGGUGUUGAAAAGAAAUUACACAGGCUAAAGCACAACAAUGAAUAAAAUUGAACUAGUU
Cheilinus undulatus (humphead wrasse) is the source of this 4677-nucleotide messenger RNA. It is a transcript of the gene usp10, whose product is annotated as ubiquitin specific peptidase 10. Gene Ontology annotation, molecular function: cysteine-type deubiquitinase activity; cysteine-type endopeptidase activity. Gene Ontology annotation, cellular component: nucleus; cytosol. Gene Ontology annotation, biological process: protein deubiquitination; DNA damage response, signal transduction by p53 class mediator; regulation of autophagy. The transcript is spliced from 15 exons. The record is from RefSeq and is a predicted model, not a curated record. Lineage: Eukaryota; Metazoa; Chordata; Actinopteri; Labriformes; Labridae. Bases 258 to 2906 code for a protein of 882 amino acids.